Molecule: messenger RNA, 2412 nt
Organism: Dromiciops gliroides (monito del monte)
Lineage: Eukaryota; Metazoa; Chordata; Mammalia; Microbiotheria; Microbiotheriidae
Gene: SLC28A3
Product: solute carrier family 28 member 3
Exons: 18
Coding region: 1-2061 (686 amino acids)
Biological process (GO): pyrimidine nucleoside transport; purine nucleoside transmembrane transport
Cellular component (GO): membrane
Molecular function (GO): purine-specific nucleoside:sodium symporter activity; pyrimidine- and adenosine-specific:sodium symporter activity
Source: RefSeq, a predicted model, not a curated record
AUGGAGCUGAGAGAAACUAAACUUAACCUCAGUGGGAAGGAUGGUUAUUCCAACGCUGCUUUUGAGGAAGAAAAUAUCGAGAAGAGGAGGUCACAAAGAUAUUCACUGAGAAAUCGUAAUGAAUAUAAUGAAGAUAGUAUAAAUACCGAACAGGGAGAAGAAAAUGUCACUACCGAGCAAAAUCUCCCCAUACAGAACAGAAGCCUAGAUGAAAGUGAAUGGACACACAGGAAAGGGUACCUAGAAAAGAAAUAUGAUGUGACUUGUGACUUCCUUAGAAAACACCAAGCUGUAAUCCGAUACAUCUUCUAUGGCAUUUUAUUAGCAGGCUGGUUGGCUCUAGUGAUUGCAGCUUGUGUGGUGAACUUUCAUAGAGCCCUCCCACUUUUUGUCCUCACUGUUGCUGCCAUAUUCUUUGUUACUUGGGACUACUUGGUGGCCAAAUAUGAAGGUCAGAUUGCUAAAUUCUUGUCUCCUGGCGGCAGAUUAAUAAACAAACAUUGGUUCUGGUUGAAGUGGCUAAUGUGGAUCUUGCUGAUUAUAGGAGUCAUUUGCUGGCUAAUUUUUGACACAGCCAAACAGGGAACACAGCCUCUGGUGUCUUUUGGUGGGCUUGUGUUCUAUAUUCUCUUGAUGCUAAUAUUUUCCAAGUACCCAACUAGGGUUUUCUGGAGACCUGUCUUUUGGGGAAUUGCAUUACAGUUUCUUUUUGGUCUCCUCAUUCUAAGAACUACACCUGGAUAUGAAGCAUUCAAUUGGUUGGGGAAACAAGUACAGAUCUUCUUGGAGUACUCUGACGUAGGAGCCCAGUUUGUCUUUGGUGAGAAGUACACAGACCAUUUCUUCGCUUUUAAGGUCUUGCCAAUAGUGGUCUUCUUCAGCACAGUGAUAUCCAUGCUCUACUACCUUGGAUUCAUGCAAUGGCUCAUUAAAAAGGUUGGAUGGUUAAUGCAGGUUACCCUGGGAUCAUCUCCUAUUGAAUCUGUAGUUGCUGCUGGCAACAUAUUUGUGGGACAGACUGAAUCUCCACUGCUGGUGCAACCCUAUUUAUCACAUCUCACCAAGUCUGAGCUCCAUUCAAUCAUAACAGCGGGAUUUUCAACCAUUGCUGGAAGUGUCUUGGGUGCAUAUAUUUCUUUUGGGGUUUCAGCAUCACAUUUGUUAACUGCUUCAGUGAUGUCUGCUCCUGCGUCUUUGGCUAUUGCUAAGUUGUUUUGGCCUGAGACUGAAAUCCCUAAAAUAACUCUCAAGAGUGCCUUAAAAAUUGAGAAAGGGGACUCAAGAAAUAUCCUGGAAGCAGCAAGCAACGGAGCCUCCUCUUCCAUCUCUCUGGUGGCUAACAUCGCUGUGAACCUGAUUGCCUUCCUGGCUCUCCUGGCUUUUAUAAAUUCAGCCCUUUCCUGGCUAGGGAGCAUAUUUGACUACCCUCAGCUGAAUUUUGAGGUGAUCUGCUCCUAUGUCUUCAUGCCUUUUUCCUUCAUGAUGGGGGUUGACUGGGAAGACAGCUUCGUAGUUGGUGGACUGAUAGGAUAUAAGACUUUCUUCAAUGAAUUUGUAGCCUUCCAACACCUUGCAAAAAUGAUCAAAUUGCGAAAACUAGCUGGACCCAAAUUUGUCAAUGGUGUGCAACAAUAUAUAUCUGUUCGCUCUGAAACCAUUGCCACCUAUGCCCUUUGUGGCUUUGCCAAUUUUGGUUCUCUGGGAGUAGUGAUUGGAGGACUCUCAUCUAUGGCUCCUUCCAGGAAGCGGGACAUCGCCGGAGUCGCUUUUCGAGCUCUGAUUGCCGGUACCGUAGCUAGCUUCAUGACAGCCUGUAUUGCUGGCAUACUCUCCAGCCCACCCAUGGAGAUAGAUUGCUAUAGUCUUUUAGAAAAUGCCUUCAACUCAACUUCACCUAGCAACACAACUGAGCUAGUUACCUGUUGCCAAAACCUAUUUACCAGGACUGUCGCCAAAAAUGUCAGUGAUAUCUUACCAGAAAGCUUAUCCACCUUGAAUGGCUGCUGUCUGAUGCUGAAUCCAACUACAUUUAACUGUGAUUGGGUCACUACCUCAUUCUGAGCUUAGCCUCUUCCCCAGAUGGUUCCCCGCACAGACUUCAAUCAAUUUGAAAGGAACAAUGUGAAAAUGAAUCCAUGUGUUCUGCACUUCUUUAUUGAAGGAAGGCAAAAUUGUGGGUGAAUAUCAGCUGCUAUUAUAGAUUAAUUUUUCCAUCAUGGAAUCAGCAUGGACUGGAAGAAAAAGAGAAGAAUUAUGACAUAUAAAAAACUAUUCACUUCCCAGAUCCCCUUUCCCUCCCCCACCAGGAUACAAGGCUAUUUUGUUAUCUCGAUGGAAUCUUCUCUUUAUUCUCUUCAUUGUCAUUCAGGUUUGGUAUUCCAGAACAUUUCACCUGAACACAGGUAUUAAUAA